GUUAGCGUUUGUGGAGAGACAGAGCCCUUUAUUCGAUUUCGGAAAAGGUAAGGAGGAGGACAUAUUCACUAUUUCUCCUUUUCCUCUCUCAAGUGACAGUCACCGAGUCACGUACGCAUCUUUCAGUCUUCACCCACCCGAGAGAAAAAAACAGAGAAAGAGAAAGAGAAGAAGUGGAAAUGGAAGGAAGAAGGAGAGAAGUGGUUGUUUCGUCUCUUCAAUUCGCCUGCUCCGACGAUAUCUCCUCCAACGUCGCCUCCGCUGAAAGGCUGGUCAGAGAAGCACACGCCAAAGGAGCCAACAUCGUUCUUAUUCAGGAGCUUUUUGAGGGAUAUUACUUCUGUCAAGCACAAAGAGAGGACUACUUUCAGCGAGCCAAGCCUUACAAGGACCAUCCUACCAUUGCAAGGAUGCAGACGCUGGCCAAGGAGCUGGGUGUUGUGAUACCCGUUAGCUUCUUUGAGGAGGCAAAUACUGCGCAUUACAACUCUAUUGCCAUUAUCGACGCUGAUGGAACUGAUCUCGGAAUCUAUAGGAAGUCCCAUAUUCCUGAUGGACCAGGAUAUCAAGAGAAAUUUUAUUUCAAUCCUGGAGACACUGGCUUUAAGGUUUUCCAGACAAAGUUUGCAAAAAUUGGAGUUGCUAUAUGUUGGGAUCAAUGGUUUCCCGAGGCAGCUCGAGCUAUGGUUCUACAGGGUGCUGAAGUACUGUUUUAUCCCACUGCCAUUGGUUCUGAGCCUCAAGACCAGGGGUUGGAUUCGCGUGAUCAUUGGAGGAGAGUCAUGCAAGGGCAUGCUGGAGCUAAUGUGGUGCCUCUAGUUGCUUCGAACCGCAUAGGGAAGGAAACAAUUGAAACCGAGCAUGGACCGAGUCAGAUCACUUUCUAUGGAAAUUCCUUCAUUGCCGGACCGACGGGUGAAAUUGUAGCCGAGGCCGAUGACAAAACGGAAGCUGUUCUCGUGGCGAAGUUUGAUCUUGAGAAGAUCAAGUCGAAAAGGCAAAGCUGGGGAGUGUUUCGUGACCGCCGUCCAGAUUUGUACAAGGUGCUUCUUACAAUGGACGGUAACCUUUGAAAUCUUAUCCUGUUGAAAUCUUUGUUCCGUAAGAUGACACUGGGAAAAAUUCUGUUUCCAUAAGACCUUACAAUAAGUUUCAUUUGUAUUUUUCUUCAAUAAAUAGAGCUCUCCUACAUUUGCUGGCUCUUUCAUGGCUGCCAGUUUUGCUUACAUAAACACAUUAAUCGUUUGUGUUUGGCAUCAACAUAAUGAAUAAUAUACUUUUUUUCUUA
Messenger RNA from Brassica napus (rape), 1288 nucleotides. RefSeq names its product N-carbamoylputrescine amidase. Gene Ontology annotation, molecular function: N-carbamoylputrescine amidase activity. The transcript is spliced from 9 exons. Lineage: Eukaryota; Viridiplantae; Streptophyta; Magnoliopsida; Brassicales; Brassicaceae. Bases 180 to 1073 code for a protein of 297 amino acids. The record is from RefSeq and is a predicted model, not a curated record.